Symbiodinium natans is the source of this 819-nucleotide messenger RNA. NCBI's taxonomy places the organism in Eukaryota, Dinophyceae, Suessiales, Symbiodiniaceae. The record is from the annotation of a GenBank genome assembly.
AUGCCCCUUCCAGACUCGUUCCUCCGUUGCGAACGGCUGCACCACUUCGCCCGCUGCCUAACGCAUCAGCAGGAGACCCUGCUUGCAAUGCUGCAAGCCGAGAGACAGGUGAGUGCAGGCACCUCGUGGCUCGAACAGCUGAGCAAGGACCUUCAGUGGCUCUCUGCCGGAGCCGUGCUCCCAGCCUCCGCCUCGCAUAACUUCCCAGAGGGCCUGCAGGCUUUCAUUUUGGAAUGCCCUACCAGGUUUCACAGACUGGUGCGCAAAGCUGCCAGUGCGGAACUACGACAGCCGCCAACGAAGGCAUCGGCAUCAGGCCCCGACGCCGUGCCCCACACCUGCCCCCUGUGCGGCGAUGCCUUUGCGUCCUUCCAAGCCCUCAGGGCGCACCGGUUCGCUGUGCACCAUCUGCGGUCUGACGCGGCAGCCGUCGUUGACGGCACCAGCUGCUGUCCCUGCUGCUUGACCGAAUUCUGGUCAAGGGACAGAGUUCUGAGGCAUGUCCAACACGACCGCCCCGCUUGUCUGGAGGCCCUAUGGACACACGGGAUGUUCGUGAACCCUCUGACACAGGUGCAUGGAGAGCCGGGCCAAACCGCGCACUACCCUGCUACACGCCUCGCGGGGCUCCUUUUGCCCCUCACCACGCAGUCGCCAGCAGAUGCCGUUGAUGCGGCCGUGCAACUGCUUGCAGAGGAACCUGGCCUGUCUCACGAGGAUCUCAAGCAAGCCCUGGAUGCCUUUUACUUUUCCCCUGCGGUCACUGACUGCGUCGCUCUGCUGGCCAAUGAGCCUGCCAUCGACCUGACGGGGACGUAG